UACAACUAGAUCUGCCUCAUCGAUAAAAUGACUGAUAAUGGAGAUAGCGGAUUUAUAGACCCUGAUUUCAUGCCUAAACCAACGAACUCAGUCGACUCUGGAGAGAGCUUUAAAGAGGUGAACCUACAAGUCUUUUUGUACUUUAAUUCAGGAGGCCUAUCUGAAGUUUUGAAGAAAGUUCUUAAAAAUAAAACUAAGAUAAAUAUUGUUGUAAACUCGAAUACUGAGUGAAAAGAUCUGAUAAAAUAUGCCCUAAAUGAGUUUAACUCAACUCUUGAGAAGCAAGAAAGUCAGUAUUACCUAGAAGACUCUGAAGAAGUGAUUUCUCAAUGUUAUGAGCUAUGAUACCCUGACGAUGAGGAUACAGGAGAACCUGAUGAGGACCUUCCAACUUUUUCUAUGGAUCAGAACGUUUCAACCAUUGGGGAGAAGAACUUUACCUUAUAUGUCUCAAACCCGACUCUUGCCAUAAAGGAUCAGGACUCAGGAAUGCAGCCAAAUAUCCAAAACCCUAGCGUAAGAGAAUCAAAUGCUUCUCAGACCACAGGCAAUGAGAAGUCUUCUAGCACUUUCAAGAGGAUUAACUCCUUAGGAUACCUGGUGACAGUAGAUGAAGAGGUAAAGCCCAGGAAGAACACUGAAGAUGAUGACUUAAUCUACAACAAAAGCACAUCAACAUGUUGCAAGUGUAAUAUAUUUUAAACAGUAAAACCCCACCAGAAAUUUCUUCGUUCAUCACUUCUAAAAUGUCCAAAGUUGGGUUCACCUACAUAGCCAUGGAAUCUUAAAUUUUUAAUAAAAAUCUUGCC
Messenger RNA from Moneuplotes crassus, 809 nucleotides. NCBI's taxonomy places the organism in Eukaryota, Ciliophora, Spirotrichea, Euplotida, Euplotidae. The record is from the annotation of a GenBank genome assembly.